UAUAUUUGGAUCAUGUUUUGGUCUUGAGCCUUUUCUUUUACUCUCAUCAAGCUCCUCAUUUUUCAUUAGGGCUUUUGAUUAUUUGAUGCAUUGGGCACUAAAUGCUCUUUGGCAGAUGGUAAAAUUUCUUUCCACAAGCACUGCAAUUUGCAAAGGUGAAGUUAUCUGGAGGUCAAAUCCUCUGUUCUAAUCUCUCUUUCUCUCUCUUGUUCUUCUCUCUCUCCUCCAUAGCUUUUUCUUCCGUGGUCUUGAAGUCAUACUGAUUGUAUUUGUCAUCUGGAAGUUUACUUAUGACUCAUAAGCAUUCAAGUUAGUAGUAGCACCAGAGCUUUGUUGUUGCUGAUCUUAGUGAUUCGUCUCAAUUGUCCCCUCUGUUCAAUUCCAUUGCCUUCAUUGGUUUCUACCGUAAUUAUGAAAACCCUAAUUUCCCCUUCCAUUUUUCUGUCUCAAUUUUGAUCUUAAUCAGCUGGGUUUUGUGCUGGGACAGCUCUUUGAACUUGUUUUCAGUAGCUUGAUUGAUUCUUCCGGUUUCUCUCUACACCCAGUUCUGCAAGAGCUUUUUCUACACAGCCUGAUUAUGGCUGUGCUCCCGUAGCUAAAGGAUGCACCAGAUUGUAUUUGCGCGCAAUGGAAACCUGCAUUUCUGUAGGGUUUAGCUCGUAUUCGAAUUGUGUCAACUAGUGAAGAAACAUGAUUCCAUGUUUUCUUGAAUGGUUUUGAAUACACCGUUUUUUCUUCGUAAGUUGCUUGUGCAUUGCCAUUUACGCAAUGUCGGACGAUAUGCUGCUUCAUUUCUCCUCCAAUUCAUCCAACCAAUCGGACCAAUCUUUGCCGGCCAAAAUGGCCAGGCUCGAAGCUCGUAUGGUCGGUAAGACCUCGUCCAUCCAGCCGCCUGCUCAAUCGCAGUCAACCAGGACCUCUGUCUCAUCUGCUGUGACAUUCGUCGCCUCUGAAAAUUUGAUCGAGCCCUCCACUUCGAGUGAUUCUGAUGACGGCACUGGGGAUGGAUUCCUCAUCCAAGCCAACACUCAGAAGCGCCAGAAACUUCAAGAGGCCAAUGAUUCAACCCUUCCUGAGCGUGUUGAGGCAUUUCAGGCAGUGGAUGAUGGGAAGAAAAACCUGGUGGAAGCCAUAGAGACCAAAAAGAAUAUGGAUGUAAAUAGGAAAAAGCAAGCUAGAGGAAGGGGACAAUCCCUCUCGAAUAGAGGUCGUGGGUCAAGAAUUAAUGAUCAGAUGAAAUCACAAGUUUCUCUCUCAACAAUUCCACCUACGAUUGGUCAACAUGACAGUGUAUACCUUAAGGAUGGGAUGUGUAAAGACCAGCUUCGGGUAGAUAAUCGCUCUCCAUUGGAGGAAGAGUUGGUUUCUUUACGGGCAAAAGUUGCUUCAUUGGAGGAGAACUUGCGAAAAUCACGUCAGGAGUCUUCGGAAUAUCAAAAUCUUUACCAUGAAUUAGAAAAGGAGUUGAAGGAGAUCAAAGAGUACGAACAGCAGAUGAAGCCUAAGAGAACGAAGGUACUAUCCGAUUUGCUGAUAUCUGUUUCAAAGGCUGAGAGGCAGGAAGCAAGGAUGAAAGUCCGACAAGACUCCUUGAGACUAGGCAAUGUGGGUGUAAUCAGAGCUGGGACAGUCAUAUCUGAAACAUGGGAGGAAGGACAAGCAUUGAAAGAUCUAAAUGCCCAUCUUAAACAAUUACUAGAGACCAAGGAGGCUAUUGAACGGCAGCGCAAGUCCUUGAAGAAAAGACAGCUGGACAAAGGUGAUGGGGCCGAUGCCGAACCAGGAGCCCAAGAAGAGGACAGUUUCAUUCAGGAUGAGAUCUACAAAUCCCGUUUGGCAAGCAUCAAGCGUGAAGAGGAAACUGUUCUUCGUGAAAGGGACAGAUACGAAAUUGAUAAAGGAAGGCUUAUACGUGAAAUGAAGCGGAUACGAGAUGAGGAUGGUUCUCGUUUCAACAAUUUUCAGAUUCUAAAUCACAGAUACGCCCUUUUAAACCUUCUUGGGAAAGGAGGAUUCAGUGAGGUUUACAAGCAGGCUUAUGACUUGGUAGAACAUAGAUACGUCGCUUGUAAGCUGCAUGGGUUGAAUGCUCAGUGGAGUGAAGAGAAGAAGCAAAGUUACAUAAGGCAUGCAAUUAGGGAGUACAAUAUCCACAAAACAUUGGUGCAUAAUCACAUCGUUCGGCUCUGGGACAUUUUCGAGAUUGAUCAUAAUACAUUCUGUACAGUCUUAGAAUAUUGCAGCGGGAAGGAUCUUGAUGCUGUUCUCAAGUCAACACCAAUAUUGCCCGAGAAAGAAGCCAGGAUUAUCAUAGUUCAGAUAUUUCAUGGCCUUGUUUACUUGAACAAAAGGACACAAAAAAUUAUCCAUUAUGACCUGAAACCGGGUAACGUUCUAUUUGAUGAACUAGGUGUUGCAAAAGUGACAGAUUUUGGUCUCAGUAAAAUAGUUGAGGAUGAUGUUGGAUCACAGGGUAUGGAACUUACAUCGCAGGGUGCUGGAACAUAUUGGUAUUUACCUCCUGAAUGCUUUGAGCUCAACAAGACACCCUUAAUAUCAUCCAAGGUCGAUGUCUGGUCAGCGGGUGUGCUACUAUAUCAAAUUCUCUUUGGCAGACGUCCAUUUGGACAUGAUCAGACACAAGAAAGAAUACUUCGUGAAGACACAAUUAUAAAAGCUCGUAAAGUCGAGUUCCCUACUCGACCAGCUGUCUCAAACGAGGCGAAGGAUUUUAUACGACGAUGUUUGACAUAUAACCAAGCGGAGAGACCCGACGUAUUGACGAUUGCUCAAGAUUCAUACCUAACGUACUCGAAGAAGUAAUCAUCCCAUGACAAAAGUAUGGCUCUUGGAGAUCCACAUUACAGGAAUUUAACAAGUUCUAUCUUUCUACUGCAAGCCAAGAAAGUUGAGUAACUCGUGGAAGUUGUAAACACAGAAAAGGUUGAUCGCGAGGGGUCCUAUUUGAGUGACUUCAGUUGUCCUAUCUCCAAAUAAUGGGGGAGGUUUGUUAAGUUCGUAGCUUGGAAAGUUGCCCUUUGUGGUUUAUUGUUACGAAAAUGGGAGGAAAUGAGGGAAGUUUUGCUUUUAUUUUGUUUGCCCAUUUUUGUCCCAUCCGGAAAAUGAUUGAUUUUGUGGUAUGAAAAAUAUUUCGACUUAACUGAAAAUGCUUGCUU
Messenger RNA from Cucurbita moschata (crookneck pumpkin), 3176 nucleotides. Its product is annotated as serine/threonine-protein kinase TOUSLED-like. Lineage: Eukaryota; Viridiplantae; Streptophyta; Magnoliopsida; Cucurbitales; Cucurbitaceae. Gene Ontology annotation, cellular component: nucleus. Bases 769 to 2823 code for a protein of 684 amino acids. Gene Ontology annotation, biological process: chromosome segregation; peptidyl-serine phosphorylation; intracellular signal transduction. The transcript has 16 exons. The record is from RefSeq and is a predicted model, not a curated record. Gene Ontology annotation, molecular function: ATP binding; protein serine/threonine kinase activity.